This is a messenger RNA of Hyposmocoma kahamanoa, 1316 nucleotides long. RefSeq lists its product as uncharacterized. The record is from RefSeq and is a predicted model, not a curated record. The coding region runs from base 167 to 778 and encodes 203 amino acids. The transcript is spliced from 4 exons. NCBI's taxonomy places the organism in Eukaryota, Metazoa, Arthropoda, Insecta, Lepidoptera, Cosmopterigidae.
UUGCUUCUUUCGCGUCCACUUGUACUCCAGACGCAGGUUGCAGAACUUUUCUAUAAAUUCCUAAUAGUGCAUACAGUAUUAGGCUCCAGUUGCUGGAAAUCUGGAAAUUAAUUAGUUGCCGUCGUCAAGAAAUUAAUGAUAUCAAGGAAGUAAAAAAAACUUCUAUAUGGAAAUGUGUUUUUCAGUGACCCAGAUUUUAAUAGACAACUUUCCGUGGCUGAAGAGCGCGGCGUGUCUUUCGCUCAGGCUCGGCAGCGUCAUUUCGGCCCAGUUAUUCAUUUUGUACUCCCUAUUCUCGAUACAAUACUGCUUCGUGGAGCUGUCACGACGUGCACCAUUGCUAGAUUUUAACAAGUGGGAGGCGCUUUUGACCCUCGGCAUCAUGAUCACUAUCAUCAUCGUCCAUGUCACGUCCUUUUCGCUCAGCGCUAUGAUGAUGCUGGGAGCUUUGAAGGAGCGUGCGGUCAUGAUAAAACCAUGGAUAGUAUUCAAGUCAGUUCAGCUCAUUGUAGUGGUAUUGCUGACGAUGUGGGUAAUCAUCAGGAAUUACGAAAUCGUCGGGCACAAAUAUAUUUUACACUUCCUUUGGAUCGCGAUUGAGUCCUACAUGCUGAUGAUCGUGGCGAGCUACUACAAGGAGCUGACAGAGAACAAGGCUGAGAGCGAGCGGUUAUACAGCAUAGAGAAAUUAGAGAGCACACCACUUUCCAGUGUUAAUAGUGUUAAAAAACCAAUAUUAGAGAUGAGCAUAAGGAAGAAAUUACCACACUUUUAUUAAAAUUACCACGCUAUUAAGCGGUCACAAAUCGAAUUUGUGAAAUCGCUGUGAUUUUUAUGCUAGCAUGGACCAAUAACUAAUAAUUCCAUCGCUGCACUAGGUUCCUUCGCGUUUGGAUACCACUUUCCACUUAACAUCAGGUGGAGUGGAGUAAUAAUAAUAAUAAUAAUAAAGUUUAUUUUUCUUCCACAAAAUAUAGCUAAAGAUUAGUUCACAAGUUUAAUUUUUAAGAACAAUAAUUUUGUGGGAGACUGAUGCCUAAACUAAGCAUAAAAAUGCCUGUGCGUCAGGCCACCAGGUUCCCACCUCUCAGUAAUACAAGUACAAGAAAGAAAAUAUUACAAGGUGUAAAAUACGCUAUAAUCACCAAUUAAGAAUAUUUAUGUCGCUUCUCAAUCCACAGAGUCUCAGAACAACUGAUUAGUUACGUGUACAGUAAUUUUUGUAGGUGUAACAUUGUACAAUAAUGCUAAAUAUAUACAAUAAUGUUGAAUAAAAAUUAUUUAUGAGACGACACUCAAAAGGUUUUCAGUAUCAU